AUGGCGGACAAGACAGCCAAGCAGGGCACUGCAGAUGCUCAGCUCGCUACCGACAUUGCAGACCGAUCACUAGACGACCCUGCAAAGACAUCGAAAGCCGCAGACGACCUUGCAGCAGGCACCAACAACGACGAGGAUGUCGAUGACAAUGAAGAAGACGAAGCGGGAGAGGCAGAUGCGGCAGGCAGCCCAAAUGCGAAGAAGAAGCGCAAGCCACGAAAGAAGAAGAAGAAGGCAGAUGCUGCAGACGAGGCAGAUGUGAUAUCACCACAAGCACAGACACAAGGACUACCGUCAAACAAGCCCGUAUCUGCCAACGACAUUCCAGCGCUGCUCCAGCAACUACAACUUUCGGCGCCGAACAAGAAAGAGGGCAAGGCGCCGGAAGAUUACAAGUUCUGGAAUACACAGCCUGUGCCCAAGUUCAGAGAGCCUAAUCUCCUACAGACGACAAGCGGCGGAGAGGGUGAGGCAAAGCCAGAGGGACCCAUCCUCCCCAGCGAAAUCUGCAGAAAGAGUGCGAAGGCCGAGCCUGAAAAGCUAGUGGACGGGUUUGAGUGGUGUGAGAUUGAUCUUGAGGAUAAAGAGGAGCUGCAAGAGUUCUACGAUCUGCUCUUCAACCAUUACGUUGAAGACACAGACGGCUCCUUCCGCUUCAACUACUCCGUCGAAUUCCUCGCAUGGGCGCUGAAGCCGCCCGGCUGGAAGAAGGAAUGGCACAUCGGUGUAAGGACAAAGUCGACAGCAGAUGGAAAGAAGGGCAAGCUCGUAGCAUCGAUCACUGGUAUCCCCGUCACACUCUUGGUCAGAGGCCAGAAGGUUAACGCGAGCGAGAUCAACUUCCUUGCGAUUCAUAGAAAGCUUCGCAACAAGCGUCUCGCUCCCGUGCUGAUCAAAGAAGUCACAAGAAGAUGCUACUUGAACGGCAUCUACCAGGCGCUCUACACCGCCGGCACCCUGCUACCAACACCAAUUAGCACAUGUCGAUACUUCCACAGGUCGCUUGAUUGGGAGCAUCUCUACAAAACUGGCUUCAGUCAUCUGCCACCGGGCACUACCGAGCUCAGGCAGAAGUACAAGUACAGAGUCGAGUCACAGACUGCAAUCAAGGGACUCCGCCCUAUGAAGCCUGCUGAUAUUCCAGCGGUCAAGGAUCUGCUUGUGCGAUACUCUGAGCGCUUCCAGCUUAGGCAGGAGUUCACCGACGAGGAAAUCGCUCACUGGAUAUGCUCAGAUACUUCAAAGAGUGUGGUGUGGAGCUACGUCGUGGAGGAGAAUGGCAAGAUUACUGACUUCAUCUCGUACUACUUGCUUGAGUCCACAGUGCUCCGUGCAUCGAGAAGGGAGACGAUCCGCGCCGCUUACCUCUACUACUACGCCACCGAUACAGCUUUUGCUAAGGGCAAGAAGCAAGAAGUUCAAGAAGGCUUGCAGUCGCGACUACAAGCCCUUGUCCACGAUGCGCUCAUCCUGGCCAAGAAGGAUGACUUCCACGUCUUCAAUGCACUCACACUACUCGACAACCCGCUCUUCUUGAAGGAGGAAAAGUUCGAACCAGGUGACGGCAAGCUGCACUACUACCUCUUCAACUGGCGGACAGCGUUGCUACCUGGUGGCAUCGAUGCGAAGAAUAACAUCGAUACCACGAAGAUGGGUGGUGUUGGUGUGGUCAUGCUAUAA
Molecule: messenger RNA, 1680 nt
Organism: Fulvia fulva
Lineage: Eukaryota; Fungi; Ascomycota; Dothideomycetes; Mycosphaerellales; Mycosphaerellaceae
Product: Glycylpeptide N-tetradecanoyltransferase
Exons: 2
Coding region: 1-1680 (559 amino acids)
Biological process (GO): N-terminal peptidyl-glycine N-myristoylation
Cellular component (GO): cytoplasm
Molecular function (GO): glycylpeptide N-tetradecanoyltransferase activity
Source: RefSeq, a predicted model, not a curated record